AAUAGCGGGCGGCAUGUGAGGAAUCCAUCGCGGAGCUGGCCGUACCCGUCAUGCACCGCGGCAUUCUGCAAACUCCCAUGGAACGGUCCCGGCCAGGCUUAAAUUGUGUAUAAUGCUAAAUAGUUAUAGCAUACGAACGGUUCCUGACACUUGAUGAAAUUUGUUCACGUCAAGACAAUUUCCUAAUAGCAGCAUCAAGAUGUCGGAGCUUUUCAUGGAAUGUGAGGAAGAGGAGUUGGAGCCAUGGCAAAGGAGAAUACCAGAGAUAAAUCUAGUAGAUGAUGAUGACGACGAUGAUGAUGAGCCCAUCUUUGUUGGAGAGAUCCGUGCCUCCAAAGUUACUCCGAACACCAGGCCAAGUCCUGCUCCUGUCGCCAAAGCCCCCACUCAGUGGCGUAAGCCGCCUGCACCCGUCCAGAACACCUUGCCUGUUUCUCCAGUGCAGAGAGGUGGAAGUGGCACGGUGGCCCCCGUUCAGAGGCAUUCGCAGCCUCCUGCCAGCACACAGCCUGUGUCCUCGGGUCCUGCUCAGCUCACAGUCAGAGCGGCACCCCAGCCAGUGGCCAAGUCCCUGCUCAUCCCAGUGACGUCCCAGCCUGGGUCCAGUCCUGCUGCCGCACAGAACGUGUCCCGCACCCUGACGACAGUGUCCCCGCAGCCCAUCAUCAUUACCAACAACCAGGGAUAUAUAUUGACUUCUCCCCAGAUACCAAACAACUCCACCUUCAUCACACCAUUUGGGACUCAGUAUCCCAGUGGCACAUCCUUUGCAGUACUUCCAGCUGGACAGCAGCUGUUGCAGCCGGUGGCCCCUGCUGGCCCGGUGCCGGGAGUCAUCCACAGGCCUCAGGUCCAGCUCAUACAGAACAACGUUGUCACCCUGACCAGCAUGCAGAGUCCUCCUCAGGCCAAGCAGCCACCUGCGCAGCCAUCCACGCAGUUCACCACCAGUACCCUGCAGGCCAUACACACAAACUCAGCCACACUUCAGCCAAUUCAACUGGGCUGCUCGGCGUCACAGGCCAAACCAGGCACCUCGGCCAAUCAGAAGAGCUCGCCUCUGCCGGCUCCGCAUGCCGGCAGUCACUCAGCGCCCUCUGCAGGCAACGGCAGCAGCACAGUGAAGCGAACUUUUCAGCCGAACUCGAUGAACCCAGUGAAGAAGAUGAAGCUGGAAACUGUUGUAGGGACCCCCAAUGCCACGGCUUCCACGCAGAAUGGAACACCUUUCAAGAAAAAAUGUCCAAAAUGUAACAUUCAAUUCAUCCUUCCGGAUCCUAUGAAACGCCACAUGAAGUACUGCUGCUAUGAUUUGAUAAACAGCGUGUUCCCUACGACAUCCACGCCGGACCAGCCAUCCUCGCCUCUGCACGUGAAGACCACUGGGAAGGGUAAAAUCAUCAUGCUGGUAUCCGACUUCUACUAUGGGAGACAUGAGGGAGACACGGUGCAGGUCAAGGAGGAGAAGGCGCUCACCACAUUCAAGUGUAACAGCUGUCUGAAGGUCCUGAAGAGCAACAUCAGGUUCAUGAACCACAUGAAGCACCACUUGGAGCUGGAGAAGCAGAGCAACGAGAGCUGGGAGAGCCACACCACCUGUCAGCACUGUUACCGGCAGUACGCCACGCCCUUCCAGCUGCAGUGCCACAUCGAGAGCGCCCACAGCCCCUACGAGUCCACCACUAAUUGUAAGAUUUGUGAGCUGGCUUUUGAAAGCGAACAGGCACUCCUGGAGCACAUGAAGUUCAACCACAAGCCAGGGGAAAUGCCCUAUGUUUGCCAGGUCUGCAACUACAGGUCAUCGUUCUUCUCUGAAGUGGAGAGCCACUUCCGAAGUGUACAUGAGAACACCAAGGACCUCCUCUGUCCCUUCUGCCUCAAAGUCCUGCGGAGCGGCCAUACUUACAUGCAGCAUUACAUGCGACAUCAGAAAAAGGGAAUUCAUCGAUGUGGUAAAUGCCGGUUAAAUUUCCUCACGUACAAGGAGAGAUCGGACCACAGGGCACAUCUACACCGGACUUUCAAGAAGCCAAGGACCCUGGAAGGUCUUCCUCCUGGGACCAAGGUGACGAUCCGAGCGUCUCUGUCCGGCGGCUCGUCCACUUGCCCCAAAACUCCCGAAAAGUCUAUCGUCAGCCUGGACCCCAGCAGUCCAACCCCCCGACGGCUGGGGAAGUCUCCAGUCAGCACGGUGAAAUCCAAGUCUCUGCAGGCGGCCAGUGCGGCCAAGUCCCGAACCUUCCAGAACCGACGGCAGGAGCGUCUGUCCAGUUCCAGACAGCUGGAGCGCAGCAACCAGGCCCUGAAGAGCCUCCAAAAUGAAUUUGGGACACAGUUGUGCGUUGAAUGUUAUACGGAAGUCAAGGACUUCUACGGACACUAUCCCCUGGUCAUGAAAUGCAGCGCGUGCAAGUAUCAAACCAGCUGCAAGAAGUCGUUUGAGAACCACAUGAUCAGGUUUCACAGCGCCAUCUCCAGGGACAGGUUUCGGAAGAUGCGGAAGCCGACGGGAAAGCUGCGGAGCUUAACGCUGGUGUGUCUUAACUGCGAUUUCCUGGAGGACGCCUCUGGCAGCGACCUCAUGACCAAACACCUGAUCGACAGGCCGCACCACACAUGCCAGGUCAUCAUUGAGAAAGGAACUUCUACUGCUGAACCCAAAAAAACACAAUCUGAGCUUGAUGUUAAGUCCUGUCUGGACCUCAGUAACUCCAAGGAUAAUGAAGUUGCUAGUAAUGGCUGUCAGAGUGAGCAGUCCUCCACCGAGACUAAUGGUAGCGCCAAAGACGAGGUCCAGGACCCAGUGCCUGUCUCAAGCCCGAAGGAUGCUUCUGGAAGCGGGGAUUCUGAUACACCGAGGAUUCUGAUACAGCCCGACACCGGGGAAACCCCACAGCCCAAAGACGGCAAGCAGAGCGAGACCCAGGGGGCUCCCGCAGAGCCCGGCCCGGCCGAGGCCCCGGGGGUUCCCGCAGAACCCGGCCCGGCCGAGACCCAGGGGGCUCCCGCAGAGCCAGGCCCGGCCGAGGCCCCGGGGGCUCCCGAAGAGCCCGACCAGGCCGAGACCCAGGGGGCUCCCGCAGAGCCAGGCCCGGCCGAGGCCCCGGGGGUUCCCGCGGAGCCCGGCCCGGCCGAGACCAAGGGGGUUCUCACGGAGCCCGGCCCGGCCGAGGCCCCGGGGGCUCUCGCGGAGCCCGGCCCGGCUGAGACCAAGGGGGUUCCCACGGAGCCCGGCCCGGCCGAGGCCCCGGGGCCUCCCACGGAGCCCGGCCCGGCUGAGACCAAGGGGGUUCCCACAGAGCCCGGCCCGGCCAAGGCCCCGGGGGCUCCCACAGAGCCCGGCCCGGCCAAGGCCCCGGGGGCUCCCACAGAGCCCGGCCCGGCCGAGACCCAAGACGAGGGCAGCGACCCGAAAGACGCGUCCCCUCCCGAUGCCGAACGCGGCGACUGCUCUCCUGCCAGGGAUGAGAGCAAGCAGGCCAGAGACGGCGUCCCCUUCGAGGAGUUCCUGCGGAAAGAGGACCAAAGGGAGACAGCGAGCCCUAGCGGCUCAAAGCACGGCUUAGUUACCCUGGAGCCUCUCACACCCUCCAAGGUGCUGGAACACGAGGCCACGGAGAUCCUUCAGCAGGGAAACGGCCCCCCCUCCAAGACGCAAGAGGCUGCGGCUGAAUGUCCGGAUGGCAGCGGACGCGUCACUCCGGAGACGGAAGCAGGCCUUGGCGUAACGACAGAAGCUGGAGGAAAAUGACUCCCUUUUUAAAAAAAAAAAAAAGCAUUAUGUUAAUUGAGAACAUGUUUUUUGUUUUUGGGCAAGGGGCAGUAGAAAUGGGAGAGGAACUUAUUUUAAUUUUUUUUUCCUACUUGCCUCUAAGGGGGGGGUGUGUCUUCCUACCAGGCUUCUCCACUCAAGAGUCAACUUUCAACGAAAGUCAUAUCACUAAUAUGUGUGAAUAUCUGUGUUGUGAAUUUGUUUGGAGUUGUCUUGUAGAGAAUUUGCUGCUUUUUUUAAGUUCAAAGUAUAAAUUGAAUUGAGACAGUGAGCUGUAUUUCUGAGUCACUGCCUUUUUAGAAAUGGUUACUCACAUGGUUCUUCCUUUGCCUGGCAUGUUUAAACUGUAUGGACUCUUCUCCUUGUGAAAGGUUGCAUUAAUGUGGCUUAUGGGCAUGUAUCAGGGGGUACUUAGUCCAAACCAAGGGCUCCAUACACAGACCCAUAUUGCAAAACUGCGAAAAGUUGAUCCUGGUAUUUUUACUGCUCUCUUCUACGGUUAGAUUUUAGGAUUUUUUUUUAAAUCCAUACAUUGCAUCACCUACUCUGCAUUUCAGUACCAUGGUAUACAUGGUAUCUCCAGUGCUACUAAAUUCUUUGUGUCCAGCUACAUGCUAAUGAGAAGGAUGUGGAAGGUGUCUGAAGUAGACAUUGUUGGCUGAUUUUAUGGAAACUGUAAAUAAAAGCCAUCAUUAAUAUUCAC
Messenger RNA from Paramormyrops kingsleyae, 4475 nucleotides. It is a transcript of the gene znf280d, whose product is annotated as zinc finger protein 280D. Gene Ontology annotation, biological process: regulation of DNA-templated transcription. Gene Ontology annotation, molecular function: RNA polymerase II cis-regulatory region sequence-specific DNA binding; DNA-binding transcription factor activity, RNA polymerase II-specific. NCBI's taxonomy places the organism in Eukaryota, Metazoa, Chordata, Actinopteri, Osteoglossiformes, Mormyridae. The record is from RefSeq and is a predicted model, not a curated record.